Molecule: messenger RNA, 3500 nt
Organism: Cucurbitaria berberidis CBS 394.84
Lineage: Eukaryota; Fungi; Ascomycota; Dothideomycetes; Pleosporales; Cucurbitariaceae
Exons: 11
Coding region: 171-3032 (953 amino acids)
Molecular function (GO): ATP-dependent chromatin remodeler activity; ATP binding
Source: RefSeq, a predicted model, not a curated record
CCUGAACCCCCGCCCAUGGAUUAAGGGUGAAACCAGCCAGCACCUUUCUCUUAUGAAUGGCUUGAUGUUGUCGCCUGCGUCGCACGCCCGAACUCCACGAAUCCUUCAACCGAACUACUUGUGGUGAACUCCUUACGAUCGCCAGAACGUCAUACAUCGCAAAGAGGUCUAUGGCAGGAUAUAUCAACCCAAAUACGCAUAAAAAAAGACCAUGGACACAAACCAACGAUACUACCAAGCAAGGAUUGAUGCCGCCGAACAAGCGCGUCUACCAGGUACCAAAGGUUGGCUAUGAUGUACCUCUUCCGGUCGAUUCACCAUCUACGAGUUGUUUACGUACACCCCAAACUUCUAACAAUAUCGACUAUAACUUGCUCACUCCAGGCCCUAGCAUUGUGGGUCAUAGUAUCGACGAUACAACUAGCCUUCCAAUGAGUGAUAGCAUCGAUUUGAGUUGGUCAAAUGUGUGUGAUGCAAACUUCAUGGAUGUUGACCAAAAUUACAAUCCCCCAGCAAAAGAGGUUUGCUUUGGCAUGGUGCCGGAUAUUCAAGUCCGCUUGAAUAAGACUUUUGACCCCCUUCUGGCUACGUGGGGUGCAAUAAACGCUUCCGGUAGUGUAACUUUAGGGUUACAGUUCGUCGAAGGUCGAUGCGAUAUCGUUGCGCCUUCUGGACAGGUUGCCGCAGUAUUGAACAUGAAGUCUUAUCGAUCUCUCCUACGCCUCCAACUAGACACUUCCAUCAGGCUAGAAGCAUCAGCCAAGCCUGCAUCCUGGCUGCAUCAAACGAAUACGUCUGAGAAAAUCGCAGAAACGCGUUACUGUUCAAUGGAUGUCCUUUUCUUUGGCUACCGAUACGAGGCAGAUACAGUUGCAACCAAGCUUGCUGCAGAGAAUUUCUAUCUUCAAGAUCCGGAUCACUUACCGGCAGGCUUCUCCUACGAAAAUCCUCAGUGUCUUGAUCUUCCGAUCUCGAGUUACGUACAGCCUCCUACGGCGGACCUUUCGGUCAUACCAACCGAUCUACCUACACAAGAGUCGAUGCUGAUCUCCAACUCCAUACUGGAUACUGAUGAUGAGUUUGAACUUGAUUUUGACAAGCUUCUCGAUGCGUUCGCAUGUCACGAUCAUCUAGUCCAAGCGUCGGCUGUCGUGCAGGUUUCGGCCAAGCUUUACAGCCAUCAGAGAGAAGGCUUAGAUUUUAUUUUGCAACGAGAGUUCAGUACCUUAGCCCCUUCACGAACUCUGUGGGAACAGCAACAAAGCGCCCAGGCCGAGAACGGCGCGCCAAUUUUCAAUCAUGUGAUCACUGGUGCUAAAAGUCCGCACCCCAAAGAGUGCUCAGGUGGAAUCAUCGCCGACGAAAUGGGUUUAGGCAAAUCUUUGAUGAUGUUAUCUGCUAUUACAGGAACGUUGGAUCGAGCAUGCGCUUACGCACAGUCCAUGACCAGCGUAAGAUCCUCCGGCCAAGGUAUCAUUGCAGCGAAGUCUACCCUGGUCCUCGUUCCGUCUGCACUGCUGAUUGACAGUUGGAUCAAAGAAAUUCACGAUCGUAUUGCAGGGGGCGCCUUGACGUAUCAUAAGUUUCAUAGCCGGGAUCGAAAAAUUGAUUGUUUAAGUCUCCUGCAAAAAGAUAUCGUAUUCACUACGUAUGGUACAGUUGCAGCAGACUUUUCGCGUAAGCGUAGCCUCCUGCACCAAGUCCACUGGUAUCGUAUUGUACUAGAUGAAGCACAUGUGAUUCGCAACGCCUCGACUAAACAAUUUCGAGCGGUCACUGCUCUCCAGUCUCCACUCAGAUGGGCCCUCACGGGGACACCGAUUCAAAACUCGCUCGAUGACCUAGGAUCUUUGUUGAUGUUUCUGAAGAUCCCAAUUCUCGAUAACGUUGCGCAAUUCAAACGUCACAUCACAAGCCCCAUUGAACGCAGGAAGGGAGACACUCCAAAAGACUAUAGGAACUUGCGAAUCCUCCUCCAAUCAAUUUGUCUUCGAAGGACUAAAGCUGUGUUACCAAUGGCCGAGGUCACCACGUAUACUCACUGGCUAGACUUUAACCCAAACGAGCGGAUAGAAUACGCACAGAUUGAACGGAUCUGCAAAGAAGCGCUUGACUUAGCCGUGAGCGGACACAAAGUCAAAGAGGCGCACCAAAACGUUCUCGAAAUUCUACUUCGUCUCCGUCUCUUUUGCAACAACGGUAACAUAUAUGAGCAUAUUAAAACGCCAAGCGGAGGGUGCACAAAAGACCCCGAGGAAUCACUUAGUCUGCUUCAACAAACUGGAGAUGCCAUAUGCUAUUACUGCUCUUGCGAUAUUACAUCGUUGCCAAGAUCCGACACUCAUGAUACUGCAAUAUUGACCGCUUGUCAUCACGUUAUCUGUCCUGAUUGCGUACCUGUAUGGAGGAGUGUUUUCUCGAAAAGUACACCAUGUCCUAUAUGUAAAUCAAUCCACAGCAUGACUUCUGCUGUAACGCAGGAUGACAGCAACAUGCCCGCUUUCGACAACUUUCCUUCCAAAAUAUUGGCCCUUUGCGAGGAUAUACAAGCUCAUAGAACGGAAGGAAAAUGUGUUGUAUUUUCGUUCUGGAAGCGUUCGCUUGACAUUGCAGGCUCCCUGCUCAAAGAAAGAAACAUACCGUUCUUGCGUGUCGACGGUUCCCUACUCUUCAGCAAACGUAGAAUCAUACUUAGCCAGUUCGAGACCCAGCCCGAUAUUCCAGUUCUACUAAUGACGCUGGGAACUGGCGCCGUUGGACUCAACUGCCUUACCGUUGCCCAUCGAAUCCACCUUCUUGAGCCUCAAUGGAACCCUUCCGUUGAAAGUCAAGCGAUAGGGCGCGUUGUCAGACUCGGCCAGGAACGCCCGGUCACUGUGAUCCGCUACAUCAUGAACAAAACUGUCGAGAAGAAUGUGCAGAAUAAACAGUUUAGAAAGCUCAGGCUUGCCAACGGGGGUUUUACACGCGGCAAGGGAGAGGAGGUGAAAGCAAGAAUGCAGAUUCUACAAAAUCUCAUUCUCCAGCAAUAGACCUUCCAUGGAGGGUCAAGAUAGAGUGGGAAAACGGCAUAACUGACCGAGAGGAGCCCAAGGCACCAGUACAGUGUGGCUGACAGUGGGUUGAAAUAUCAAAGAGACAAACAAAUGUGCGUAAGAUGCACCCUUGCAUCCACGUGGUAUUGCCCCCAACGCUCUCUAUAAAGCCCAUAGUAUGGAACAUACACGCUUAUGAAGUUUGGGGUUUGAAGGGCUAUAGUGAAUGUUCAAAAGCCACCCUCUGCUUGAAACCAUCAAGUUGAUUAUGAUAUCCAAGUAGCGAAACUUGCGAGGUUCAUUUUUUGUAGUCGUGUAUAAGAAGAGUCGAGCAAGAUUGGAGACUGAGCAGUUGAGCGUCUUUAUAGCAGUAUAGAAAAGACCUUUACCAACGCGCGAAUAGAGUAGGCAUUGGAGGAUUUCCAGAGCGCCUGCGCCCUAGUUGAGCUAUCGCUGGUUCUAUGU